UAUUGAUGUAAUUAACAAUAUGUAGCAAAAUAUUCUUUUAUUGAAAAUAUCAAGAACAUAGUGUAAUUAGUAUACAAGUUAUGUAAUACGGCAAUUUGGUGCGUUAUGGAAUGAGUUUAUUAGAGCUACAAAAAAAUGUUACUGAAUGUUUUUGUAGAAUUGUGCGGUAAACUAGAAAAUUACCUUUUAAAAAUAUACUGAAUAAUAUUAUACAGCUGAUGAACAAUUAAAAAGCGCAAACAAAAACAAGGGACGUGCUGCAAAUAUUUGAUUUCCACCCCAUCAGCACAGCACCAGUCAACGAAGAUUUUCGACAUAAUACGACCACUGUCUUGCUGCUUUCAACACCGCUGCCUCAGUCAUACUUUCCUCGGUCACCAGCAGCGGCUGGCAUUUUCCAUUUUCAUUCUGUUAUAGCGUGUUGAGUUGUGAAAAAAAUAUUGUAUUUAGGUCGAAAAGAGCAUCAACUCGUUAAAUUAUUAAUUGGAUUGGUAACGGAUAUCCCUGCUUUCCUCACGUAUAACCACAUAUCUGUGAUACAUCUUACUAACAAUUAAGAGUUGUAGUAAAUGGAAUAUAAUUAAAACCUAUUUGGGAAAUGCUAAUUAUAUAACUGCAAUCUAUAAAGUAAAGGAAACAAGUCCUGCCUCUAAAAAGGUCUCGAUACUUCGAUACUUGCGUAUAUAUACCGACUGCCCCCGAGGAUAUUAACUAAUUCGGCGUGCCUGUCAAUUGUUGGGAUUACGUUUGCUGCUUCAGCUAUAUCGACUUACAAAUAUAUGUAAAUGCUACAAGUGUUGUAGUUUCUGAAAAUAUUUUUAAGUCAUGGCGCGACCUGUGAAUGAAACGCAUUUAGUUCCCAUUGUGGUUGGUAUUGCUGCUGUAGUGGCUGGCGCGGCCAUCAUUCAUUACCUUCUCAAUAAGAAGUCAAAGAAAUCACGACCAGAACCCAAUCGCACUGCGCGUCUACGCACAUUGGUUGAUCCGAAUGACAAGUAUCAGUUGCCACUAAUUGAAAAAGAAAUAUUAAGCCACGACACACGACGUUUUCGCUUUGGCUUGCCAUCGAACCAGCAUGUCCUUGGUUUGCCCGUAGGCCAACAUAUUCAUUUGAUCGCCACUAUCGAUAACGAAUUAGUCAUUCGUCCAUAUACCCCAAUAUCCAGUGAUGAUGAAGUCGGUUACGUCGAUUUGGUAAUUAAAGUAUAUUUUAAGAAUGCACACCCUAAAUUCCCAUCUGGCGGCAAAAUGACACAGUAUUUAGAGCAAAUGAAUAUCGGUGACAAAAUUUCAUUCCGCGGACCAUCUGGUCGGUUACAAUACCAGGGACAGGGCCGAUUCCAGAUCAAGAAGCUUCGCAAAGAUCCACCAAAGACAGUUGUGGCGAAGCGUGUGAAUAUGAUAUCUGGUGGUACUGGUAUCACGCCAAUGUUGCAGCUUAUACGGGAUGUUCUAAAGCAUAAUGACAAAGAUAAAACAGAGCUGGCUUUAUUAUCUGCAAAUCAGUCUGAAGCCGAUAUUUUGUUGCGCAACGAACUGGAUGAUUUAGCCAAGAAAUAUCCAGAUCAACUGAAAGUGUGGUAUACAGUUGACAAAGCUUCUGAAGGUUGGCCCUAUGGAGUGGGAUUUAUAAACGAGGACAUGAUCAGGGAGCAUCUCUUCCCUGCCUCUGCAGAUACUUUGGUGUUAAUGUGCGGCCCGCCACCCAUGAUAAAUUUCGCAUGCAAUCCAGCUUUGGAUAAAUUGGAAUACCAUCCAGAUACAAGAUUCGCAUAUUAAAUUUUGGUUGCAUUUAAAAAUAUGGAAAGGAAGGUGAACAACAAAUGAAUGCCGCUAGCGUAAUAAUUCGAAUUUUAUUUAAGAUUGUUACAAAAUUAAAAUUGUUUUAGAUAAUUUCUUUAGGUAUAAUUAAUUGCAGGCAUUUGAAUUGUAUUAAACCUUGUAAAAUAGUGCUGCAAGGUACAGCAAUUAUUUAAACAAAAUAAAACUAUAAUUAUUUACAAAAUACUGGGAAUUUUAAAAGAGCAACAGACAACUGAAAAACGUAAAAUUUCUAUAAAAAAUGUAAUGUUAUUUUUAAAAUAAAAAUAAAGCCAAACAAAAAAGCAAUA
This is a messenger RNA of Anastrepha obliqua, 2111 nucleotides long. RefSeq names its product NADH-cytochrome b5 reductase 3. NCBI's taxonomy places the organism in Eukaryota, Metazoa, Arthropoda, Insecta, Diptera, Tephritidae. The record is from RefSeq and is a predicted model, not a curated record. Gene Ontology annotation, molecular function: FAD binding; oxidoreductase activity. Bases 826 to 1779 code for a protein of 317 amino acids. Gene Ontology annotation, cellular component: mitochondrion. The transcript is spliced from 6 exons.